Messenger RNA from Acanthamoeba castellanii str. Neff, 2670 nucleotides. RefSeq lists its product as uncharacterized. NCBI's taxonomy places the organism in Eukaryota, Discosea, Longamoebia, Acanthamoebidae. Bases 1 to 2670 code for a protein of 889 amino acids. The transcript is spliced from 14 exons. The record is from RefSeq and is a predicted model, not a curated record. Gene Ontology annotation, molecular function: protein binding.
AUGGAGGGCGCGAUGGGGGCCCGGGGACUCAUCAGCGCCAGCGCAGUCAAGGGCGACCUGCGCACGUGCCUCGAGGCAGCCCACGAGCUCCAGAGGCUCAUGCGCGCCCCGCCCGACUUGAACACCCUCACCACCAUCCUCCAGUGCUAUUCGAGGUCAAGUCUGUUCGAGCAGGAACACAGCAUGCUGCUCCGCUACCUGGCCUCGCUCCGAUCCCUCGACCCUGCCCACCAGAAGGAGAAGGAGGCGCACGGCCAGCUACGGGCGAGCGGCACUGAAGCGUCGCCGCCCACCACCAUCACCACCGGUGGCGGCGGCGGCAGGGCGGAGGGACGUGGUCCACCGCGCCCUCGCGCGCGGACCCGCAUCCAAAGCUGGCGCCCCAUCCAGCAGCGACCCAGGUGCACCUCCUCUCCGCGCACCUCGCCGCUGCUGGUGGCGGCGGUCGUCGUCGUCGGCCUCCUCUUCACCAUCACCAUCACCAUCACCAUCACCAUCACCAUCACCAUCACCAUCACCAUCACCAUCACCAUCACCAUCACCAUCACCAUCACCAUCACCAUCACCAUCACCAUCACCAUCACCAUCACCAUCACCAUCACCAUCACCAUCACCAUCACCAUCACCAUCACCAUCACCAUCACCAUCACCAUCACCAUCACCAUCACCAUCCUCCCGCCCGUUUCCGAGAUCCUACGCUCCGAGGGCUCCUUCCUGGGCGAGCAGCUCACCCUCCGCCAGUUCAACCCGGCCAUCUACGCUCUCGCUGGGCCAGGGGACGGGGCGCUCCAUUUGCUGGAGGAGAUCCUACGCUCCGAGGGCUCCUUCCUGGGCGAGCAGCUCACCCUCCGCCAGUUCAACCCGGCCAUCUACGCUCUCGAAGAGAAAUCUGACGGCGCUCCCAGGCUGGGCCAGGUCGACCGGGCGCUCACCCUGGUGGAGGACAUCCAGACCCACGGCCUUCAGCCCGACAUCGCCACCCACAACACCAUCCUCAAAGGGUUCGCACUGCGGGGAGAUGCGGUGGGCGCUGUGCGCUACUACAACGCCAUGCUACGCAAGGCACGGGGUGAAACCGACCACGAAAACUCGGAGGUGGUGGCACGGGAGGUGGGCUCUCUCCAGCCGGCGGCCCUCGUCACGGCGCAGCUCUACAACUUUGAUGAGUCCAAUGUGCUCCGGGCGGCGUCGCCCGGCCACAUCCAGGACGCCUACUCCCAACUGCUCCUCGAGAUGCAGGCCCACGGAGUAAAACCCAAGGCCCAGUUCCUCUCUUCGCUCGUGUACGGCAUGUGCCUCACGGGCCUGGUCGAGGCCGCUCUGCCCCUGGUCGUCUCCGCCCUCCAGGGCGAUGCGGAGGAGAGCGGGAGAGGAGGAGGAGGAGGAGGAGGAAGGGGCGUGGGCGGGGCGUGGCUGCGGCAGGAGCGUGCGGACGUGAAGCUGUUCAACCAGCUGCUGCUGGGCAUCUCGCUGCAGCCGCAGCCCUCGCUGGACAUGACCGCGCAGGUGCUGGAGAUGAUGGAGGGUGCCGGGGUGAUGCCCAACCAGCACACCUACACGACCCUCAUCAACGUCUACGCCAACUUCACCCAGCAUACCGCGUUCCCGCGUGGGCCGCCCUGGCUCUCCCCGCGCAACACGCCCGAGCUGCGCGAGGCCGGGCGCGAGGCCCUCAUGAAGGCCCUCUCGGUCUACUUCUCCAUGCGGCGGCAGCACCUCCGCGAGCAGGCUGCCUCGCCCUCCUCCUCGGCGCGCGGGGUGCCCACGGCCACCUUCAACUCGCUCGUCAAGCUCGUCGGCACCGAGGACCUCCUUGACGUCUCCUGCCACGACAUCGACCACCUCCAUGACGAGCUCCUCCUACUCGCCGCCCAUCACGACGCCCCUGCCCCGCCGCCGCCGCCCCGCGCCAAGCAACAACGCGGGCAGCAGCAGCAGCAGCAGGACGAGGCGGAGGCGUGGACGCGCCUCCCGCUGGCCGAGCUCCAGAAGCGGUACGCCGAGCGUCCGCUGCCCCUGCCGGCCUACUUGCCCGCCGAGCGCACGGCGUCCCAGAUGACACCCCUCGAACUGCUGGCCUGGCGCGACCUCGCCGCCAAUGGCGCCAGCCCCCGACCGCCGCAGGCGGCCGACGGCGGUGGCGGGCGGCCCGACUUCCUGGGGCGCCAACUCAACCCCAAGUACUCGUCCUACCUCAUCAAGCAGCGAAAUGACCGCCGAGCCCAGUUCGCCAAGCUCCUCGCCAAAACGCCCCCCUCCGCCGCAGUGGGUACUGUCCACCACGAGCAGCAGCAGCGGCAGCAGCAGGAGGAGGCACAGGAGUCGACGGACGUCUUCGGUUUCGACGAAGCGCCGGGGGUGGAAGCCGGAGCCCACCACCACCCGCUGUUCCUGCGCACGCUGUGGCGAGUCGGCGAGGAGUACCUGCGCACGCAUCGCUUCGACGACUUCGUGGAGUGCUACCGCCUGGCCCGGCAGAGCUAUCCCGUGUCCGCCACCAAGUGCUUCGGCUUCCUCCUGCGUGCCUGGCGCACGCCCGGCAGCCCGGACCUCGUCCCCGACGCGAGCGCCGAAAACGCUCUGCGGCAGGCCCUCCGCAAGCACGCCAUGGCAGACCCCGAGGCCGCCUCUCCCCCUUCUUCCGCCCCGAUAAACGCCCUCUUCCAGUAG